UCCUUUCCCCCCUUCAGGCUGCCGGCCGGCCUUGCGCGCAAAUGGCGUUCGUGCUGCUGACCCGCUGCGGCCGGCCGGCCACGUCCUUGCCCCGGCGGCUGCGGAGGGACCCCCAGGCUGGACUCUUGGGAAAUUAUGCUUGUCUCGACUGUACAUCCCUGAGAUUAAUAAAUCGCGCGCACGUUCACUUUAAAUACUGCCCGAGCGUUUCCUGUGUUUCCUUUUCCUCUGCAAAAGAUGGUUACAAUUGUCGGACUGAACAAAGGCCAUUCGUAGCACCGAGAUCGUCUUGCUUAUGGUCCCUUCCUGCGAGUCGGAGUGUUCAGGUGCCACAUUAUCUUCUGGUGCGACAGUGGCAUUCUUCGCAAGGUAGAUACGACGACUCGGUGGUAGAAAAGUCGCUGAAGUCUCUCAAGGACAAAAAUAAGAAGCUGGAAGAAGGAGGCCCUGUAUAUAGUCCAACGGUAGAAGACCACAUCGUUAAAAAGUCUCUCGGGCAGAAGAUCGUUGACGAACUGAAGCACUAUUACCAUGGCUUUCGAUUGCUGUGGAUUGACACGAAAAUCGCUGCGCGCAUGCUCUGGCAGAUUCUCCAUGGCAACACUUUAUCCCGUCGAGAACGGAGACAGUUCCUUCGGAUAUGCGCUGACCUCUUUCGACUGGUCCCUUUCCUAGUCUUUGUCGUCGUUCCAUUCAUGGAGUUCCUGCUUCCAGUAGCCGUAAAGCUGUUCCCUAAUAUGCUGCCUUCAACUUUUGAGACAAAGUCUAAGAAGGAAGAGAGACUGAAAAAGGAAUUAAGAGUGAAGCUCGAAGUGGCUAAAUUUCUUCAGGAUACGAUCGAAGAGAUGGCUUUAAAAAAUAAAGCCGCCAAAGGGAACGUUACUAAAGACUUUUCGACCUUCUUUCAAAAGAUCAGAGAGACUGGUGAAAGACCGAGCAACGAAGAAAUUUUACGGUUCUCUAAACUAUUUGAAGAUGAGCUAACUCUUGACAAUCUCACAAGACCCCAGCUGGUGGCACUCUGUAAACUGCUAGAACUUCAGUCAAUGGGGACAAACAACUUUCUGCGCUUCCAGCUGACAAUGAAAUUGAGAUCCAUAAAAGCAGAUGAUAAACUGAUUGCUGAGGAGGGAGUGGAUACCCUGACGGUUAAAGAGCUCCAAUCCGCAUGCCGAGCCAGAGGGAUGAGAGCACUUGGCGUGACAGAAGAACGUUUGAAGGAGCAGCUGAAGCAGUGGCUGGACUUGCACCUGAACCAGGAAAUCCCAACUUCGCUGCUUAUUUUAUCCAGAGCGAUGUAUCUUCCAGAUACGCUUUCACCAGAAGACCAACUUAAAACAACUCUGCAAAUACUGCCUGAAAGUAUGGCCAAAGAAGCUCAAGUGAAAGCCGCAGAAGUGGAAGGAGAAAAAGUUGACAAUAAAACCAGACUGGAAGCGACCCUCCAGGAGGAAGAAGCUAUUAGGAAAGAAAAGCAGGACAAAGAGUUGGAGAGGCUAUCCGAAGCUGCCGAAAAGGCAAAAGAAAUCCUUCAGGUUGCUGCCCAGAAAGAGGUGGAGUCUGCAAUCGACCUUAAUUCUGCAGCUGUGCAUACAAAGAAAAGCCAGAUAGCUAUGGAUGCUGAAGAAGAACUGGCAAAGGCGGAUUUAACCCUCCAUUCAGAGACAUUAAAAGACACAGCACCAGUGCUGGAAGGCAUUAAGGGCGAAGAAAUAACCAAAGAAGAGAUUGACUUGCUGAGCGACGCUUGCACGAAACUGAAAGAGCAGAAGAAAAUGCUGACCAAAGAAAAGGAGGAGCUUGAGGAGUUGAAGGACGAUGUGCAGGAAUAUAACGAGGAUCUGCAAGAAAUAAAGGAAUUGUCUAAGGAGGGGAAAGAAGAACUGGUGGAAGAGUCCAAAGCGAGCAAGCGGCUGACCAAGCGGGUGAACCGGAUGAUCGGGCAGAUCGACAAAAUUAUUGGGGAGCUGGAGACAGAACAAAAAGUGGUGGACGGGCAGCUGGACAGUGGCGCAAGCCCUCCCAUUGGGUUGUGUUUCCCAUUUAGGGAGAAUCUCAUCAGUAUCAAUGAGCUGAUUAGCGUGAUGAGACAGCUUCAGAAAAUUCCAGAAAGCAAACUGAACCGGCUUGCUGAAGCGCUGGAUGAAAACCAAGAUGGCAAACUUGACAUAGAUGAUGUUGUGAAGGUAGUAGACCUGAUUGACAAAGAAGACAUCGAUAUCUCAACUAGCCAAGUUGCAGAAAUAGUGGCGCUGUUGCAAAAGGAGGAAAAACUGGAGGAAAAAGAGAAGACGAAAGAGAAGGCCGAGAAGGAAGCCGCAGAAGUGAAGAACUAGUCUCACUCUGGUUCUGAGCUUGGAACUGAAUGGGGGAGGCUUCUUGUGUAUUUGUCCAGCAACUCUGGUUCUGAGCUUGGAACUGAAUGGGGGAGGCUUCUUGUGUAUUUGUCCAGCAACUGUUAUUUGUUAAAUGAUGGGAUACGCUAUUGAUUGGAGAGUCAGAAUGAAAUGCUUCACCGUGAUCAGUCACAAGCAGUUUAAUUGUCAUUCCACGGAGAUGAAGAGUGUUAGAGCUUAUUCCUCCUGCUGGAGCCCCGUGCCCUCUGCGCUGUGGCCGAACAGCACGCUCGACAGACCCCCAAAUCAUGUUACAAACCGAGAAUGUUCUCACAGACAAAUGAAAACAGCCCUCUCCCUUGAAUCAUGCCAAAAGCCAGCACCUUCCUUUUCAAGGCUCUUUCGCCGGCAGGAAGGCAUUCCUCCUUACUUGGCAGGAAAAGUCUGUUCAGCCCUGGUUAACAGUUCAGAAGCCAUUGAAAAGAAUUCUCAUCUCCAUUUUUACCUGUUAACAUUAAUGAAAGGACUUUUACCCAGACUACACCAUACGUUAGUUCUAAAAGCGCCCUAGGUGCCUUGUUACUGGAAAGGUACAGUUCAAGCUGUUAACAUUUCAAGAACCACGCAGUAUCCAGAGACUCCUCGUCCCCCCCUCCCAGUAGCAUUUCCAUGACGGGCUUUGCCAGUUUCUGAAUGGUAAAUAAUAAGCUGGGGAGCCCUGAGGACUCACUGGGGAGGGGAAAUCUCAUUCUCCCCCACUCCACUGGCCCUCUUGCCCACGCUGAUUCUGCUGUGCCCCCCUGCCGCCUUCCGUCCGUCCCUCCCCCCGCCCCAAGGGCUUUGGCCCC
Gekko japonicus is the source of this 3184-nucleotide messenger RNA. RefSeq names its product leucine zipper-EF-hand containing transmembrane protein 1 (gene LETM1). Gene Ontology annotation, molecular function: calcium ion binding; ribosome binding. Gene Ontology annotation, cellular component: mitochondrial inner membrane. The coding region runs from base 42 to 2336 and encodes 764 amino acids. Gene Ontology annotation, biological process: intracellular monoatomic cation homeostasis. The record is from RefSeq and is a predicted model, not a curated record. The transcript is spliced from 14 exons. NCBI's taxonomy places the organism in Eukaryota, Metazoa, Chordata, Lepidosauria, Squamata, Gekkonidae.